GUCUGCUCAGCGGAGACUCUUCUCUGCGGGAAGAGGCUGCUUACCGUGCUGGACCUUGGCACCCACAAGGUGUCCUCAUGAACAGGCAGGCCGGGCACCCCCAGCAAAGAAGGCGGUAGACGCUAUGGAGCCCGUGCGCAAGGAAGGCAAAGACAACCCCCUGCAAAACGCCAACUUCUGCUCAAAAAUCUUUUUCUGCUGGCUCAACUCCUUGUUUCUUAUUGGCCACAAACGGAAGCUUGAGGAAGAUGACAUGUAUAAAGUUCUCCCCGAAGACACCUCAGAAAGGCUUGGAGAAGAGCUUCAGUGGUAUUGGGAGGAGGAAAAACAAAAAGCUCAAAAAGAAGCACGUGCACCACGUUUGACAAAAGCCAUCAUACGCUGCUACUGGAGAGCCUAUUCAGUUUUAGGGUUUUUUACAUUUAUUGAGGAAAGCAUUAAAGUGAUCCAGCCAAUAUUUCUUGGAAAUGUUGUGAGUUACUUUGAGAUCAAUGAUCCCAGUGAUGCAGCCUUGGCUAAUGCUUAUAUCAACGCUGCCGCCUUGUCCGUCUGCACCCUCCUUUUAGCCGUGCUGCAUCAUAUCUACUUUUAUCAUGUUCUCCGAGCCGGUAUGAAGCUUCGAGUAGCCAUGUGCCACAUGAUUUAUAAGAAGGCUCUUCGUCUUAGUAACACUGCCAUGGGAAAAACAACCACAGGACAAAUAGUAAAUCUCUUGUCAAAUGAUGUGAAUAAGUUUGACCAGGUUACCAUUUUUCUUCACUUUUUGUGGGCUGGCCCUUUGCAAGCCGUAGCUGUAACGGUGCUUCUUUGGAUUGAAAUUGGCCCGUCGUGCCUUGCAGGAAUGGCUGUGCUAAUUAUAUUGAUGCCUUUGCAAACAUGUCUUGGUAAAUUCUUCACUUCUUUAAGGGGCAAGACAGCAGCCUUCACAGACAUCAGAAUUCGCACCAUGAAUGAAGUAAUAUCCGGAAUGAGGAUAAUUAAGAUGUAUGCUUGGGAACAGCCAUUUACAGAGCUCGUCAAUAACAUAAGGAAGAAUGAGAUAUCCAAGGUACUCCGAAGCUCAUAUCUUCGUGGAAUCAACUUGGCGUCUUUCUUUGUUGCAAGCAAAAUCAUCGUGUUUGUGACUUUCACCACGUAUGUUCUGCUUGGCAAUGUUAUCUCUGCAAGUCGAGUGUUUGUUGCAGUGUCCCUUUAUAGUGCAGUGAGACUCACUGUGACUCUCUUCUUCCCCUCAGCUAUUGAGAGGGUUUCUGAGGCAAAAGUCAGCAUAAGGAGAAUCAAGAAUUUUUUAUUGCUUGAUGAGAUUACCAAACCAGCUCUUGAAGAGACGGAUGAACAGGAAGAAAAUCUGUUGGUGCAAAUCCAAGACCUCACAGGUUACUGGGACACGAGUUUGGAAAUGCCAACUCUCCAAAAUAUAUCCUUUACCGUUCGACCUGGGGAAUUACUGGCUGUAAUCGGACCUGUUGGAGCUGGGAAAUCAUCGCUUUUAAGUGCGGUGCUUGGGGAGCUUCCAAAAGAUAAAGGCUUUGUGGAUGUCAGAGGAAAAAUUGCAUAUGUCUCCCAGCAGCCAUGGGUAUUUUCAGGAACGGUCAGAAGUAAUAUAUUAUUUGGGAAAGAAUAUGUUCAAGAAAAAUACGAGAGAGUCCUCAGAGCAUGUGCCCUCAAAAAGGAUAUGCUGCAAUUAGAUGACGGAGACCUGACUGUAAUUGGAGACCGUGGUGUUACGCUGAGUGGUGGACAGAAAGCCCGUGUGAAUUUGGCAAGGGCAGUUUACCAGGAUGCAGACAUUUAUCUUUUGGAUGAUCCUCUAAGUGCCGUGGAUGCCGAAGUUGGGAGACAUCUGUUUGAAAAGUGCGUCUGCCAGGCUCUCCGAAAAAAGCUUUGCAUUUUGGUCACCCAUCAGCUGCAAUAUCUUAGCGCGGCCAAGCAAAUUUUGAUCCUGAAGGAGGGCCGAAUGGUAGGAAAGGGAACCUUUCCAGAGUUACUGCAGUCUGGUGUCGACUUUGCUUCCCUCCUGAAAAGUGGAGAUGAUGAACAGUCUCCAACUCAAGAUGGCCAGCUGAUCAGGUCUUCUAGAAUUCGUACCUUCUCCCAGUCGUCUGUGUGGUCGCAAGACUCUUCAGCGCCAUCGCAAAAGGAAGGGGUUUCUGAUGUGUUGCCAACAGAACCUGUCCUGACUACACUACCUGAGGAGAGCCGUUCUGAGGGUACCGUUGGCUUCAAGGUGUACAAGAAAUACUUUCUUUCUGGAUCAAGUUAUCUGACCCUUUUUGUUCUCUUCUUGCUUAACAUUUUGGCACAGGUUGCAUAUGUGUUGCAAGACUGGUGGCUUUCUUACUGGGCAAGUGAACAGGAGAAACUCAAUAUUACAUCAACUGCAAAUGCCACUGAGACAGAGAAGCUGGAUCUCAGUUUGUAUUUGGGAGUCUAUGCAGGUUUAACUAUCGCUACCAUCUUGUCUGGUGUUGUGCGCAGUUUGCUGGUCUUCCAUGUUCUUGUUUGCGCUGCUCAGGCCCUGCACAACCAGAUGUUUAAGGCGCUGUUGCAGGCACCGGUCCUGUUUUUUGACAGAAAUCCCAUUGGGAGGAUUCUGAACCGUUUCUCCAAAGAUAUUGGACACCUGGAUGACUUGCUUCCUUUUACAUUUUUGGAUUUCAUGCAGGUGCUGCUCCAGAUUUUAGGAGUGAUAGCGGUAGCGGUGUCAGUCAUUCCUUGGAUUUUAAUUCCCCUACUUCCUCUUGUUCUUAUAUUCUUCUUUCUGAGGAGGUAUUUCCUCGAAACAUCCAGAGAUAUUAAACGCCUUGAAUCAACAACUCGAAGUCCAGUGUUUUCCCACUUGUCAUCUUCCCUCCAAGGUCUAUGGACCAUACGAGCCUUUAAAGCAGAACAGCGUUUCCAGGAAUUAUUUGAUGCCCAACAAGAUCUUCACUCAGAAGCCUGGUUUUUGUUUCUGACGACAUCCCGCUGGCUUGCAGUGCGUCUGGAUGCCAUCUGUGCCUUGUUUGUUAUAGCCAUCGCUUUUGGGUCUUUAAUUCUUGCUAAAAGUCUUGAUGCGGGACAGGUCGGGUUGGCUUUGUCUUAUGCAAUUACAAUUAUGGGAACGUUCCAGUGGGGUGUCAGACAGAGUGCUGAAGUUGAAAAUCUGAUGAUCUCUGUCGAAAGAGUCAUGGAAUACACUCAACUUGAGAAAGAAGCUGAAUGGGAGUCUAGGAAGAGGCCAUCCCCGGACUGGCCCAACAGUGGCAUGAUCGCAUUUGAAAAUGUCAAUUUUGCAUACAGCUUAGAUGGACCGCUGGUUUUAAGGCACUUGACUGCUUUAAUCAGACCGAAAGAAAAGGUUGGAAUAGUAGGACGCACUGGUGCGGGAAAGAGUUCUUUGAUUGCCGCCCUAUUCCGUCUGGCUGAACCUGAAGGAAAAAUUUGGAUUGAUAGAAUUUUGACGUCAGAACUUGGUCUACAUGAUCUCAGGAAGAAAAUGUCCAUUAUACCACAGGAGCCGGUUCUUUUCACCGGGACAAUGAGGAAGAACCUUGAUCCUUUUGACGAGCAUACUGAUGAGGAGCUAUGGGAUGUUUUAAAAGAGGUACAGCUUAAAGAUGUGAUCGAAGAAUUACCUGGUAAAAUUGAGACGCAAUUAGCAGAAUCCGGCUCAAAUUUCAGUGUCGGCCAAAGACAGCUGGUUUGCCUUGCACGGGCAAUUUUAAGGCGAAACCGAAUAUUAAUUAUUGAUGAAGCAACAGCAAAUGUGGAUCCCAGGACAGAUGAACUUAUUCAGAAGACAAUCCGAGAAAAGUUUGCCGAAUGCACAGUACUAACAAUCGCACACAGGCUGAACACAAUAAUUGACAGUGAUAAAAUUAUGGUGUUGGAUUCGGGAAGAGUGAAAGAAUAUGACGCGCCACAUAUUCUGCUUCAAAAUAAAGAGUCUCUUUUCUACGGCAUGGUGCAGCAGGUGGGAAAGGCGGAAGCUGCAGCACUAGCACAUGCAGCCAAAGAGGCUUACUUGAAUAAAAGCCACCAAAAAGACAGACAGAACAGCUCUAAAGGCGAUGGUGAACCAUUCAUUAUAUUUGAAACGGCUCUGUAAUAGCAUAUUUACUUGCUUACAAGCCAACUGCGUGGAUGUGGCACUAAACCUAAGUGGUGCAUUGGACUGAUGUCUUUGUAUACUUAAAGGGUCUUUCAAAUUGCCAAUAUUUUCACAUCUGUCUUAGUAGAGACAUAAUUGCAGUAUUGAAGAAUUAUAAUGUACUAUGUGGAUGGCAUGGGAAUAUUGAGCAGCACCACGCAUCCAAGUAUCUAGAUGGUACCACUUAUUCACGAAUGUGGACAUGGUUUUGUGCCUUCUGCCAUAUGUCUUAAGAAAUGGAACACCUGCACCAUGGUUUUAACUGGUUGUGUCAAGCUUUUACUUCCGCCCAUUGUUGUCAGUAGUGUUGGUGAGUUAGUGAAAGGGGGCAAAAUCCCUUGGUUACUGCUUGGCCGACUCGUAUAACAUACAGAAAACAUUCUGUGAAUUGCAGGCAUUAUCAAUAUUAUAAUAAUAUCAAUUAUUAUAAUGCAUUAAUAUUCAAUUAUUUAAAGAUAUGCCACUGUCAUAAGAUUGAAA
Molecule: messenger RNA, 4612 nt
Organism: Spea bombifrons (plains spadefoot toad)
Lineage: Eukaryota; Metazoa; Chordata; Amphibia; Anura; Pelobatidae
Gene: ABCC4
Product: ATP binding cassette subfamily C member 4
Exons: 31
Coding region: 125-4090 (1321 amino acids)
Biological process (GO): transmembrane transport
Cellular component (GO): plasma membrane
Molecular function (GO): ATP hydrolysis activity; ABC-type transporter activity; ATP binding
Source: RefSeq, a predicted model, not a curated record